Molecule: messenger RNA, 1792 nt
Organism: Oppiella nova
Lineage: Eukaryota; Metazoa; Arthropoda; Arachnida; Sarcoptiformes; Oppiidae
Source: the annotation of a GenBank genome assembly
UGGCAAAUAUUUUCAUUCAAUUUUUGGUGUAAUAAUGGAUUUCGAAGAUAUUUUACAAGAAGUGGGAGAUUUUGGGUUUUAUCAGAAAAGACUUGUCGUCUUGUUUGUGAUAGCAGCCGGGGCUUUAUUACCAUUUUUCUGUGUGACAACACUUUUUAUGGUUUCAUCGCCUAAACACUGGUGUAAAGUCUGGCAAUUGUCUAACUACUCGUUUGAACAACAAAUACAAUUCAUUAGUCCCGCAGAAAUUGUAAAUGGAGUGCCUAAAUAUGAUUCGUGUAAUAUGUAUGAUAUCGAUUAUAACUAUUUGGCAAAAGUGGGCAAUAUUUCCAUUUAUAAAUGGGAUCAAAACUUGACAGACUUCCCGGUCAAGCCCUGUCACGAUGGCUGGGCUUUCGAUAAUACCAAUUAUGAAGAAACUGCUGUCACAGCCCUGAACCUAUUCUGUGAUCGAAGUCAUUACGUGAAUCUGAUUCUAUCGGUUGGAAAUAUUGGCACAAUUAUAGGAACUCCACUCUUUGGUUGGCUCUCAGAUAAAAUCGGCAGAAAAAGGACAUUUCAAAUAACAAUAUUUGUAUUCAUAAUAUCAUCAUUGAGUCCGACAUUACUAAGAGAUUUGAACAGUUUCCUCAUAUUUCGUAUAAUCAAUGGCUUUAUAUUACCAUCAUUUUAUCAGUUGCCUUAUAUUAUUUUAAUAGAAUCUGUGGGUCCGAGAAACAGGACAUGUAUGAACUCAAUCGCAUGCCUAGCGUGGGUUGGGGGCAGUUGCCUACUGCCACUGGUUGCCUAUUUAACCAGACAUUGGGUUACAUUCCAUAUCGUCACUUCUUCAGCCAUUAUUGUAUUCUUCUUCUAUUGGAAAAUGCUCCCGGAGUCCCCGCGUUGGCUCAUUAUUAACGAGAAAUACACGGAAGCGGAGAAACUAUUGCUUGAGAUGGCGGAGGCCAACGGCAAACCAAAGCCCACAGAUUUGAUACAAAAGCUCAAAAGUGUAGGCAAACAGCUAACAGCCAACGACUCCGAGAAAGUCAAUAACGCUAUAAUGGUAUUCCUGAGGAAGCCGGGUCUUCGCAAGAACCUAAUUCUAGUGACAGUCAAUUGGAUGUGUUGUGCGGCCGUCUAUUUCGGAAUUCAACUCAAUUUAUACAACUUCUCUGGAAAUGAAUUCUUGAACUUCUUUUUACUGGCAGUCAUUGAACUGCCGGCGUAUCUGUUUGGGUGGUAUCUCAUAGAGACGCGAAUGGGUCGGCGCUGGUCUUACUCCCUGUUCCUCAUACUAUGCGGUCUAUCCAUAUGUGUGCCCGCAUUUGUUCCCGACUCCUAUGCCUUUGUCACGAACAUCAUGGCAAUGGUCGGCAAGUUUUGCACCACUAUUUCAUUUAUGGUGGUCUACCAACAGGCGGCUGAGAUAUAUCCCACGGCUAUUAGAAACCAGGGAAUGGGUGUGGGCUCUAUGGCCUCGUCAGUUGUCGGAAUGGUUAUGCCUUUCCUCACAUUUUCGGUGAAAAGGGUCUGGCUAUCUCUGUUUGUUAUGGGAGUUAUCUCUAUAAUAAUCGGUGGAAUUAGCACUUUAUUGCCCGAAACACUUAACGUGAAUUUACCGCAAACUAUAGAAGAGGGCAAUAUAUUCGGCAAAAAUCGCAAAUAUCUCUCAUGGGCUAAUACCAAAACAGUUACAAAAAUUGAUAAAAACGCAAACAGCAAGGACUCCAUGUUAUGAACAUUAAUGAUUUGGUUGAUAGCCAUAAAGAAAAUCCUAUUCAAAUAAUUAUAUUUUUAUAAAAUUCCCAAA